Messenger RNA from Bombina bombina (fire-bellied toad), 2997 nucleotides. RefSeq names its product gastrula zinc finger protein XlCGF26.1-like. Gene Ontology annotation, biological process: regulation of cytokine production; negative regulation of transcription by RNA polymerase II; regulation of immune system process. Bases 312 to 2285 code for a protein of 657 amino acids. The transcript has 12 exons. The record is from RefSeq and is a predicted model, not a curated record. NCBI's taxonomy places the organism in Eukaryota, Metazoa, Chordata, Amphibia, Anura, Bombinatoridae.
CAUAGCGUCACGUCCGGUAGAAGAGGAGGGGUCCCAAGGUUGAUACUUUUGUUCAAUAAUCCUAGUACCUUAUCUACAGAUAAAUAUUAUAAAGAGGAUACCUCUGCCUCACACACACAGCCUCCUUCCAGAAGUUCCAGUACUUUAUCCUCGAGUAGCAGCUAGAUCCCUUGCAGCAAAAGGACCAGUGAACUCACAGAAGCCACGUGACUGCAGUGACCUCACCUCUUCUGUCCUUUAACCGGACUGGAUCUAGCUACUACCAGGUGUCACAUUUAUAGCAUCAGACUCAGUCACUGACGAUAAACAAGAUGAACAAAUACAGGAAGCAGAUAGCAGAACAGUUCCUGAGUCAGGCCCUGGGCAUCAUCUGCCUACUGACCGGAGAGGAAUACACCAUUGUGAAGAAGAGGCUCUCCCACAGCAGCGUUCAACAGCUGAGCGGAGAAGUGCCUAUAAAGUGUGAUGAUGUUGCUGUGUAUUUCUCUAUGGAGGAGUGGGAGUAUAUAGAGGGACACAAGGAGCUUUACAAGGACGUCAUGAUGGAGACUCACCAAGCACUAAGGACUAAGGAGAUCCAUGGAAAUGAGAACUCAGAACUAACAGGUCACAGAGAUGAAAAUCUAUAUACAGGAUCACAUAGAGAACUUGUACAGAAUAUUCAGCCAGUGGAAUCCCCAUCAGACGUCUCUGCAGAUCUAACAGGUCACAGUGAUGAAAAUCUAGACACAGGAGCACAAGGAGACCUACAGAAAAUUCAGCCAUCAGAUGUCUCUGCAAAUGACAUUAAUACUGACGUAGAUGUUAAAACAGAAGAUCUGAGUGUAACGUGUCAGCUGGAAGCUCCAAUGCAGGAAUUGUGUGACAGUGACAAUGAAGGUGAAAAAGAUGCUAAGAUUUCAUGUAACAUGGAACACAUAGAAGAUCAGUGGCUAAGAAAUAUAACAGAAGAUGCAGAGCAGGAAAUAUGUGACAAUAUAAAUUCAGGUGAAAAUGAUGCUAAGAUUUCAUGUAACAUGGGACAAACAAAAGAUCAGUGGCUAAGAAAUGUCCAACCAUCAGAGCAGGAAAUGUGUGCCAAUAUAAGUACAGGUGAAUUUACAAACUGCAAUAAUCCUAGUCAUGAUCAGAGUCCAAAUGCUUCUUUAAAUCUUCAAAAUCAAAGAAGCCACAUGGGAAAUUUAUGUACUGAAUGUGGGAAAUGUUUUCUUAAGAAAUCACAUCUUCUUAAACAUCUAAAAAUUCAUACAGGAAAAAAGCAAUUUUCCUGUCCUAUAUGUGGGAAAUGUUUUAACUGUAAAAACAUUCUUGUUGCUCAUCAGAAAAUUCAUACAGGGGAGAAAGCAUUUUCAUGUUCUGACUGUGGAAAAUGUUUUACUCGGAAAUCAACUCUUCUUAUGCAUCAACUAAUUCAUACAGGGGAGAAAGCAUUUUCAUGUUCUGACUGUGGAAAAUGUUUUAUCCUGAAAUCAACUCUUAUUAGACAUCAAACAAUUCAUACAGGGGAGAAAGCAUUUUCAUGUUCUGACUGUGGGAAAUGUUUUACGCAGAAAUCACAUCUCAUUACACAUCAGAAAAUUCAUACAGGGGUGAAAGGAUUUUCAUGUUCUGACUGUGGAAAAUGUUUUACUCGGAAAUCAACUCUUCUUAUGCAUCAACAAAUUCAUACAGGGGAGAAAGCAUUUUCAUGUUCUGACUGUGGGAAAUGUUUUUCUCAAAAAUCAAAUCUCAUUACACAUCAGAAAAUUCAUACAGGGUUGAAAGUAUUUUCAUGUUCUGACUGUGGAAAAUGUUUUACUCGGAAAUCAACUCUUCUUCUGCAUCAUCAAAUUCAUACAGGGGAGAAAGCAUUUUCAUGUUCUGACUGUGGGAAAUGUUUUACUCAGAAAUCAAAUCUCAUUACACAUCAAACAAUUCAUACAGGGGAGAAAGCAUUUUCAUGUUCUGACUGUGGGAAAUGUUUUACUCUGAAAUCAACUCUUAUUAGGCAUCAGAAAAUUCAUACAGGGGAGAACGCAUUUUCAUGUUCUGACUGUGGGAAAUGUUUUACUCUGAAAUCACAUCUUCUUAGCCAUCAGAAAACGCAUACAGGAGAAAAAGCAUUUGUGUGUUCUGACUGUGGAAAAUGUUUUACUCGGAAAUCAACUCUUCUUAUUCAUCAAAAAAUUCAUACUGGGGAAAAAGGAUUUCCAUGUUCUAAAUGUGGAAAAUGUUUUAUCCUGAAAUCACAUCUUAUUAGGCAUCAGAAAACUCAUAUUAAAAGAAAUCAGAGUUUAACCUUCUAACUGAAGAGGAAUAAUAUGGUAGUUGUCACCCACACAAUACCAAGUGCUGAUGACUGCAUGUGACGCCCUGGGGACUGCAGUUUUGGAGCUGUUUGAGGUCCCUUCUGCACCUCAAGCAUUUAUGAGAAAAAAAAACCUCUGAAAAAAACGUGCUGAAUAGAGGGCGCCAUAUUGGAGGAGGAACAGGAAGAGCAUACAUCGGGCGCCAUAUUGGAGGAUGAACAGGAAGAGCAUACAGCACAGGAGCUGCAGUGACAUGCAAACGUUUCCAGGAACCGGGUGGGAAAGCACUUCUAUUAUCUACCUGUUUUCAAAAACAUAUAGACUGUUUAGCGCAUUACCGCUCACCCUGCUAAGCACUGACCUUGUAAGUCUAUUGUUUCCUGGGAAAGCCUACCUGAUGGAGGGUGCAGAGCAAAAGGAAUGAUAGACUGGAUAAUGACUGGGUGGGGUCCUACAGGCAACAUAUAAUGUAAAGAGAAGUGCACACAGUCUGUAGGCUAUCAGAUAAUAUACCGGUAUGUGUGGUAACUUAACAAUAUUGGUAUUUCUUACAAUACUUUGAGAAUUGCACUUCGUUUCAUACAGCUCAGCAUUGGGACAUGUGUCUAUAUUGAUUUGAAAUAGAAAGUGUGAUUGCUUAUACUAAAGUGCUCAAAUGUCAUUGCUGAAAAAAAUAUGUAUAUAAAACGUUUUUCCCUGAUACAUGAAA